Messenger RNA from Penicillium arizonense, 1122 nucleotides. RefSeq lists its product as uncharacterized. Gene Ontology annotation, molecular function: pyrimidine nucleotide transmembrane transporter activity. The coding region runs from base 1 to 1122 and encodes 373 amino acids. Gene Ontology annotation, biological process: pyrimidine nucleotide import into mitochondrion. The transcript has 5 exons. Gene Ontology annotation, cellular component: mitochondrion. Lineage: Eukaryota; Fungi; Ascomycota; Eurotiomycetes; Eurotiales; Aspergillaceae. The record is from RefSeq and is a predicted model, not a curated record.
AUGCCCUGCGGACAUCAUGAUAGAUUGAACAAUGUCGAAGCCGCAUCUAUGGAGUAUGCGGCCGCCCAUUUUUCGGUGGAUUUUAUCAGAACAUUUGCGGGUGCGAGUAGCGGAAUCGCGUCCAGCAUAGUGACCUGCCCCCUGGAUGUUAUCAAAGUAAAGUUGCAAGCUCAAGGUGGUUUACGGCGAGAAACAGCCUCCUCUCGGCUUCCGCACGCGAAUCAGAGCUUACUCGGCGUCGGCCGACAGGUGUGGCUUGAGAAAGGAUUGCGAGGAAUGUACCAGGGCUUAGGGCCAAGUGUACUUGCUUACUUUCCUAGGUGGGCCAUUUUCUUCGCUACCUACCAUCGAAGCCACGAAGCUUUCGAUGAAUGGUUUGACGUAAAUAGCCAGUGGGUGACCUCGUUCAUGUCAUCGCUAACAGCGGGGACUUUCUGCAUUACUGCUACCAACCCAAUCCUAGUUAUCAAAACUAGACUCAUGUCGCAGACCAGUAUCUCCAACAGGACAUAUGCGAGGCCGGAUUGGCAGUACAAGUCGUCAUUCGACGCAGCUCGGCAAAUUUACUCCAAGGAGGGUAUUCUAGCUUUCUAUUCCGGUUUGACACCAGCCCUACUCGGGGUAUCGCAUCUUGCGAUCCAGUUUCCUCUAUACGAACAUCUGAAGAGGACAUUCACGGGAUCAGGGCUCGGAGAAGAGAAUGAAAAGUCUCGCUAUAACAUAUUGGGAACUCUAAUGGCAGCCUCCGUCAGCAAGAUAGUUGCCAGUUCGGCAACAUAUCCUCACGAAGUUAUUCGAACCCGGCUUCACAUGCAGCAAAGUCCGAAGUUUACGAUACCAGCAUCACCGUGGUACGGUGGCAUAAUGGUGACCGCUAAUACAGUCUGGCAAAAGGAGGGGUGGCGAGGUUUCUAUGCUGGUAUGAAGACGAGCAUGAUACGAGCUGUGCCAGCCUCGGUGACGACCAUUGCAUGCGUGCAUGCCGAUGCUCCCUCUAAACGGCUGGUAUUCAAGGGGCCUUGGAAUGUGGUAGUUGAGUUGUUUGGGUUUGCACGCUCCCUCGCGCACCAGUUUGGCAUUAACAAGAUCCAGACUGAAGUUUGCAUCAGCACUAGCCGGUAG